This is a messenger RNA of Carcharodon carcharias (great white shark), 3576 nucleotides long. RefSeq lists its product as uncharacterized. Bases 484 to 2952 code for a protein of 822 amino acids. The transcript is spliced from 16 exons. NCBI's taxonomy places the organism in Eukaryota, Metazoa, Chordata, Chondrichthyes, Lamniformes, Lamnidae. The record is from RefSeq and is a predicted model, not a curated record.
AGUCAAGGUUGAAACUCUCAAGGCCUGACUCAAAAUUUUUCCUGACACUUAUCGUGUCAGCUGUGACUCAGUAGGUAACGCUCUCACCUCUGAUUUGUGGCUUCAAGUCCUGCUCCAGAAGCUUGAGCACAAAUCUAGACUAACACUCCCAGUGCAGUGCUCCCUCAGCACUGUGCUGUCUUUCAGAUGGCCCUAUGUGUCCUUGCAGGUGGGUGCAAAGAUUUCCCUGGCACUACUUUGAAGAAGAGAGGGAGGGGAGAUCUGCUUGAUGUCCUGGACAAUAUCAAUCCCUAAACCAACAUCACUGUUGCAGGCUGUCACGCUGGAAUUGGAGAAAUCUGUCCACCAGGUCAUUACUGCCCUGUAGGUCCAGCACUGCCCAUAUGUUAUCCUGCAGGAAGCAACCAAGAUGCAAGUGGGCAAAAACACGGCCAGCCUUGUGAACCUGGCUAUUACUGCUAUACUGAUUCUCUAACGUGCGUCAUGCAUUUCUGCCCUGAAGAAACCUGUCCUCCUGACACCUUUGGCAACACAUCAGGUUACUACUGCACCGCAUCCAUGCCUCGUUUACCCUGUCCUGCUGGUUAUUACUGCCCAGAGGGGUCAGGGGCCCCAGUUGAGUGCCCAGUUGGCCAUUAUUGUCCUCAGGACAUUGUUGUCAGUCGUGAAGGCUCCAGAUGGGUCAUUGGUGCUAUUAAGCCAGUGAAAUGUCCACUGGGAUACAGGGAGUACGUUGGAUCCAACAGAAGCACCUUCAACAGCACUUGUGAGCCAUGCCCUGCUGGUUACUAUGGGAACCACACUGAUCGCCAGGUCUGUCUAGAAUGCCAGGCAGGGGUAGUCUGUCUUCAAGGAGCCACGACCACUGACCCACCAUCUGACGUCGCUGACCAAGGGAUUGCAGCAAUCAGAUCUUACGUCUGUCCAAAAGGUCACUACUGCCUUAAAGCGAGCCCCAAGCCAAUCCCUUGUCUGAAAGGUACUUACAAUCCAAGUGAAAGGGCAGUGAGUGCUGACAACUGCCUGAAAUGUCCCACAAACUACUUCGACCAUUUAACAGGACAGAUAGCCUGCUUCUCCUGCGGUCCCCAGGCUGUGCAGCCUGAAGAAGGACAGGAUAUCUGCAUUUGCCUUCAGAAUGGGGAGAUCUUCCAGCCCAGUGAUUCUCAUUGUACAUGUGCUUUGAGACAUCGAGUGGUAUCUAAAGGAACAAGAGCGUGUGUCAGACAACAGUAUGAUAUCUGCCGAGAGGGGACCAGCAGAAAUCAGGAUGGAACCUGUCUUGCCAUUGAUGAGUGGAAGGAAUAUUGUUCUCUGAAGGUUUGCGCUUCCCCCGUGGAUUACCAGGGUUUUGACGAAGUUCUUGGCCUUUGCCUUUGUCGGACAGAAAGUUUGGACUCUGUGUGCAAUCGGAAGUGCAGAUGGUUACAGUGGAGCAGGCUGCAGAUAGCCCACAAAGGAGGAGCACACUUUCGCAUUACUGACAGAAAUGGCUUGAAGGUUGAUGUGCCUUUGAGCCAUGUUGGAAGAGUUCUGAACAGCAGAAAUGCUAUUGAGGAAAGCCAGAGCCCCCCACAAUAUGGCUUCACUCAGCCAGUGCAUUUAGUGGAAACAUCUGAAAAAGGUUUCCUAGGAGUAUAUGAUCCAGAUCCCAAGAAGUUAAAGAGCUUGCUGGAAAUGAACUUGGAUCAGCAUCCAUUGUUAAAUGAGUCUCCAGACAACGUGACCUUGCCUGUGAAAUCUCUAAGUUCUGAUGAUCUUGAAGCUCAUUGGUCAAGAAUCCGCCAGUUUGCUGAUUCUUCUAUAAAUGGCACCUCGUUUUCAGGGAUCUUCAACCCCACCACCUGCAUCAACAUUGGGAGCAUCAUCAUAUUUAUUGUGUCCAGUGGAGAUUAUCCAGUGUAUGAUAUUGAAAAUCUUUACAACACUAACAAUGAGUUUGACUGGGGAGCGUUCCGUGGCCUUGCUGAGGAGAUAGGACUCAACUCGAGCACAUCCUGGCUGUUCUCAUAUCGCUUCAGUCAACCUGGGGUACACGUCUUCCAACUGAACAGCAAUCCCAACAAGAAGAUGUAUAUCCAAGUGAUGCCCGUCGGGGGUCAGUGCUAUGAGGAGGGUCCCUUCUUCCCCACCACACCCAGAAACGUUAUCCGUACGGGUAUCGGCAGGGCCCAAGAUUUGUGGCUCAAACCAGACUGGCUCCUCAUUUCCAGCUUGCUGAUAACAUCAGUAAUAGUGGCCGGUGUCUGCGCAGGAUUGCUGCUUCUCUUUAGAAACUGCAAUUGGCCUGAGAAAGCACCUAUUGCUCCAAUUUACCGGACUCUACACAAGGCCUACAACUUUGAUGAUUACUCGUCUAAAGGAGCUGCUGUCAUUGCUGUAAAAAAAUUCCAUCGGAGCCUGCGCUUCAAGGAACAGACUGAGGAAAAUGAAGAGGAUGGAGAAGGCGGAGAAGAUUCUAUCCUGAAAAAUGAUGAAUUUUGGGAUUAUGAGCAACAAAUUGAUCUGGAAUUCUUUAACACGAACACAUUCUAUCAAAUAUUGUUGAAGCAGUCACUUGCUGUGUCAGUCAGAUUAAGUCAACAUAAGAACGAGGUGAAGAUAUUGUAUCAAAAAAUAGCUAAGGAGACAGAUUCACUCAGGGAACUUUGGAUGGAGAGAAUGAACUUUGCUGGAAGGCGUUUGGUUAUCAACAAGAAAGACAUGGAAAUCUAUGAAAAAAUGUGCCAUAAGAUAAGGUUAGAGAUUGAGAGGCGAAAGCAUAUUGGGGUAGAGCUUGAAGAGAUUCUCAACAAACAGCAGCAACUACUCCACAGUGACUGGAGCUUCCGAGAAGAACAUCAAAUCACCUUCAACACAGCCCUGAGAGAGGCUGUCCGGUUACUGGAGCAAUACAUCGACAACAAUGAGGAUGAAAAGACACUGCUGAGCACCAGAGACCAUCAGCGGUAGUUAUCUUGUACCACUGUAAAAGAAAAGAGCCGGAGGGGUGGUUGGGUUAAAAGCAUUUAUUGUAAUUUUCUUUUUUAAGUACACCAUAUGUCAACGUUUUAAUCUAUGAUAAUUCAACUUGGCAUUUCCAGGAGUGUUUUUUUUUCACUGUGUGCUAAGUCACUUAUAUCUAGUAGGAACAGAGGAACAGGAGUGGACCACACCAUCCCUCAGACCUGUUCCACCAUUCAACUAGAUCAAUAACAACUUGCAUUUAUAUAUUUCCUAUAGUAGUAAAACACCCUAAGGUGCAAAUCAGGGUUGAUCUGUACCUCAGCUCCAUUGAAGUGCCUUUGUUACAUAUCUCUUAAUGCCCUUCCCCAACAAAACCAAUCUCACUCAGUCCUGAAGACUUCCAUGGCCUUUUUAGGGGAACAAAUUCCAAAUUUCCACUUUCCUCUGUGUGGGAAGGCUGAAUGUAGAGUAAAGGGUUAACAUCAGAAGCCUACAUGAUGGUGAUGUAAUAAUAAUGUCAGAUCACAAGACUGAGAAGUAAGCGAGAUCUAGAAGGAGAAGCUCCAACCUUGUAUAGAGAUCCAAAUGUGUAAAUGCUUGCUAUAAAUAAAGAGUAAUGAUUUUGAGAAA